AUGGCUUCUCAAGUUGUCGUCACCCCCAUCGCAGCUCCCGCCGGUGGGAGAAUACCCGUGAAAUCGGUAACCUCCUAUGAUGCCGACUUUGACGUCAUCCGUGACGCCCUGUUCACCCAUCAGGUUCUCGUCUUCAAGAACCAGAGCCACCUCUCUCCCAAGGCUCAGUAUGAGAUCACUCAGAGAUUCGAUCCUGAAGCUACGGGUUCUUAUGGUCACGGCAAGACUCUGGACGCCAAGCGAUCCAUUCUUCACCCAGAUCUCAAGACUGUCCCGCAUCAGCCUCAGGUCCAGGUCAUUGGGAAUGGCUUUGUCGAGGACUACGAGGGUCUGAAGAAUAUUCAGCUGCGACAUCCCCAUCACAAGACCUUUCACGCGACCGUCAUCCCGCCUGAGAAGGACCUUGACUUUACCCGCUUCUACAGGUGGCACAUUGACGCCGCCUUGUACGGACUCGCCCCUCCUGUGGUGACGUCUCUCCUGGCCGUCCGUGUUCCUGGUGGACGUAAGCAGACCCUGGUGUAUGACGACGGCUCCGAUGAGGAGCUGACUGUUCCUCUCGGUACCACUGCCUUUGUGUCGGGUUACGCCAUGUACGACAGACUCUCGCCCGAAGAUCAAGAGUUUGUCCGCACCACCAAGGUCGAGUACGCCCCUCAUCCAUACGUCUGGAUGAGCAGUGCCAAGUCACGCUCCGACGGUCUGGGUAUGGUCUCGGAAGGAAAGGAAGUCCCCAUCGAGGAUCUGCCACCUGUUGAAGAGGAAAAGAUCCAGAUCCUCCCCAUGUGCUGGCGCAACCCCGUGACAGGGCAGCUCGCACUUCAGAUCCACCCCUCAGCCGUCCGCAAGCUUCACCUCGCCGAUGGCACAGUCAUCGAUGACCUCAGCGAGGUUCGCGAGCGUGUGCAUCAGCUCCAGCGACCGGGCAUCGCUCCCAAGCUGGUGUAUCCUCAUGACUGGGAGCAGGGAGACUUUGUGCUCUUCCACAACCGAGGAUUGAUUCACUCGGUUGUCGGAGCGUUUGCAGAGGAUGAGGUUCGUCUGUUCCGGCAAUGCAACAUUGCAGGAAGUGAGCUUCCUCAAGGACCAGUGCCAGUUUCGGCUGCUGCGUGA
Messenger RNA from Fusarium vanettenii 77-13-4, 1113 nucleotides. RefSeq lists its product as uncharacterized. The transcript has 3 exons. Lineage: Eukaryota; Fungi; Ascomycota; Sordariomycetes; Hypocreales; Nectriaceae. Gene Ontology annotation, molecular function: oxidoreductase activity. The coding region runs from base 1 to 1113 and encodes 370 amino acids. The record is from RefSeq and is a predicted model, not a curated record.